AUGUACGAGACCAGUCCAGAAUCGUCUCCCAAGAUGGAGCCAUCAGAUAUCGCACAGCAUGAAACGUAUGACAUAGACGUGGAGACGUCGAUAUUUUCGAAUCCGGAGCUCCUCCAUACCCUCCAUUACAAGGAAGCAUCGGUCCUGAGUAUCGCAGCGGAUGCCUCGUACAUCUAUUCUGGUAGCCAGGCAAAAGACAUUUUCGUCUGGGACCGACGAAACUUUCAGCUCAAAGCGACGCUCUCUGGACACACCGAGAGCGUGCUUGCGCUCGAGACGUCGGAAGAGAGGGGGUGGCUGUUUAGUGCAUCCGGCGAUAGCACGGUCAGAAUAUGGUCGACCACGAAGCUUUCUCCACUCUACAUCAUUUUUCCGCAUCUGGACACCGAUUCCGGCGAUAUAUACUCUCUCACAUACUCCCCCACACUGUCUAGAAUCUAUUUUGGGUGCCAGGAUACGUCUAUUCAAUGGUUUGACCUCUCCCCCAUCACCUCCCCCUCCCAUGACGGACUAAAGGUCUCGACUUCACUAACGGAUCGACCCCCAACGCCUUUGACACCAGGAAAGCGAUUCCACAAAUUCUUUGAUAGUGUACCGCAAUCGAUGCGCAGUAUCAUCAGUCAUCGUAGACAGACAUCUGGGGAUUCCCUUCCCUCUCAGCCGGGGGAGUCGAUACCAGAACUUCGCGUUCCACAGGAAAAUGUGAUUCCGUCGGCUCAUUACGGUUAUGUGUAUAGUAUGGCGUUGAGCCCUUCUCACCUGUUCUCUGGCGACACGGCUCAUCACAGUCAUAUCCAUGGAAGCGAAGUAUACUUGUUGACAGGAAGCGGAGACGAAACGGUCAAGAUGUGGCUCGCUACCAAGGAAGGGUUAGAGGAAAAGUAUACGUUUUCUGGAGCAGAAGGCGCUGUAUUAUCUCUUGUGGUACGCAAUGGUACGCUCUACGCGGGGUGUCAAGAUGGAAACGUCAAAGUCUACGAUCUGGAAACAAAGACGUUACUUCGGACGCUCUUGGUCGAUUCCUCGAACCAUGCUUCAGCUCCCACAUCGAUAAGCAACAAUGAAACCAGUCACAAAAGCACCGACGUCCUCUCUCUUUCGAUGGUUGGGGGUGACUUGUACGCGUGCUUGGGCAAUGGCUGGUGUCAGCGAUGGAAUUCGAACUUCCAGACGACCGCACACUGGAAGUCACACGACCGCAUCGCACUUUCUUGCGUCAUUACCUGCCUUUCAGACGUUGAUACGAAUCCUGCUCGAGCGCUGUUCGUCACAGGGGGUGCAGACGCACAUAUAAAGCUAUGGCCUAUAGAUGUUCCACAGAAAUCUGGUCAUACCCGUGCGGUAGAAGGAGAGCUCAAAGCCCAACAUGACCUUCAGGUUGCUCUGGCAGAGUUUGUUGGUAUACCCAGCAUCGUCAAUGUCGAAUCGCAUCGAGAAUCGUGUCGGCAAGCGGCACUUUGGUUGAAACUACUCUUGUCGCAGCUUGGAGCAGAAGCGACCCUUCUUUCCACGGAACCAGGAAUUAACCCCCCAGUACUUGCGACAUUUCGUGGAAACGAGGAAUGCAAAAGUCGUCCACGACUUCUUUUCUAUGGCCACUAUGAUGUGAUCCCAGCUCGCAAGACUGGAUGGGAUUCCGACCCGUUCACGCUGAGCGGACGGAAUGGAUAUCUGUAUGGACGUGGCGUUUCGGAUAACAAGGGUCCAAUUCUUGCCGUCGCUUUUGCCAUUUCCGAGCUGAGACGCAAGGUCGCUCUUGAUUUGGACAUCGUGAUGCUCGUUGAAGGCGAAGAAGAAGCCGGAAGCAGAGGAUUUGAAGAUACAGUGCGCAAGCACAAGGACCAAAUCGGUCACGUAGAUGCCAUCUUAAUCAGCAAUUCAUAUUGGAUUGGCGAAGACAUACCAUGCAUCACCUAUGGGCUGCGUGGAGUAAUCCAUGCCAACGUCGAGAUCUCAAACUCCCAUCCCGACUUGCAUUCGGGUGUCGAAGGUGGCGGCGUGGUUGAACCAAUGUUCGACCUUGUGAACAUUCUAAACAGUAUCUCUCAAGGAAGCUGCAUCCUCAUUCCGAACUUCUACGAUAAUGUACGCCAACAGAGCGACGACGAACGAAGCUUGUACAAACACCUCGAGGAAGUGACAGGGCAAUCUGCUCAGUAUCUUGCUGCAAAAUGGAGAGAGCCAUCAUUGAGCAUCCAUUCAGUCAAAACGUCUGGACCAGGAAAUCGCACCGUCAUCCCCUCUAGAGUCGCCACGCAACUAUCGGUUCGAAUUGUUCCUGACCAAGACUUGUCGCAAAUCGCAGAAAACCUGAAAGAGCAUAUCGAGGACUCCUUUAAGAAACUAAACUCGCCGAAUAACCUCAAAGUGUCCAUCGACAAAGCGGCGGACUGGUGGCUGGGAAACCUUGAUGGACGAUGGUUUCAAGAAUUGGAACAUGCCAUCGAAGAGGAAUGGGGAAAGAAACCACUUCGCAUCCGAGAAGGAGGUUCUAUUCCGUCGGUACCAUUCCUGGAGAAAACGUUUGGGUGUCCCGCGCUUCACUUUCCAUUGGGCCAAUCCUCGGAUCAAGCCCAUUUAGCCAAUGAACGGCUGUCGGUCAAUAACCUGCUAAAAGGCAAAGCGGUCCUGGAACGUUUCUUCCGCAAUGUUGCGCAGUGGUGA
Serendipita indica DSM 11827 is the source of this 2664-nucleotide messenger RNA. Lineage: Eukaryota; Fungi; Basidiomycota; Agaricomycetes; Sebacinales; Serendipitaceae. The record is from the annotation of a GenBank genome assembly.